AUGGGAAUUAGGGCCAGCUUCCCUCUCGCACAAUCUCCUGUUGCAUUCAAAAAGACUUUUGAAUAUGAUGCGUCAGGGUUACAAACGACUCGGCAGAAGAAAGAAGGGAGGAAUGAUUUUGAGGUUGCUACAUCACGUCUUUUUCACCAUAUCGAAAAAGACCGAAUAAAGCUGCAAGAGGCGAAACAUAAAUUCAGAGAAUUCAAAGCUGAGGACAUGAAGAGAAGCUUCCCAAAUUGGAAAGCUAAUCAGCUAAUAGAAUUUAAGUCGCAGUUCCUGAUGUUUGAUCUCAACCAAGACGGGCUUAUCGACUUCGAGGAACUGAAUGAAGUUCUAAUCGACCUGGGAGAUGAAUCCUCUGAUGAAGAGAGGCGAGACUACUUCAAUAAUUACGAUGAAGAUGGUUCAGGCCGAAUCGACUUUGAGGAGUUUCUUCAAUUGCUCUAUCGCGUCCAAUUCGACGAUUGUGAUUCGUUGACGUCUAAUAUCUACAAGAAGUCUGGAGAGGAAAGUCGACGAAUAAAGAGGCUCAGUAUUGUUGAUCAGAUGCAUCACGGGGUCUUCUAA
Molecule: messenger RNA, 567 nt
Organism: Lineus longissimus
Lineage: Eukaryota; Metazoa; Nemertea; Pilidiophora; Heteronemertea; Lineidae
Exons: 5
Coding region: 1-567 (188 amino acids)
Molecular function (GO): calcium ion binding
Source: RefSeq, a predicted model, not a curated record